This is a messenger RNA of Opisthocomus hoazin, 2053 nucleotides long. RefSeq names its product solute carrier family 1 member 3 (gene SLC1A3). The record is from RefSeq and is a predicted model, not a curated record. Gene Ontology annotation, molecular function: L-glutamate transmembrane transporter activity; neutral L-amino acid transmembrane transporter activity; glutamate:sodium symporter activity. Gene Ontology annotation, cellular component: plasma membrane. NCBI's taxonomy places the organism in Eukaryota, Metazoa, Chordata, Aves, Opisthocomiformes, Opisthocomidae. Gene Ontology annotation, biological process: D-aspartate import across plasma membrane; L-glutamate import across plasma membrane; L-aspartate import across plasma membrane.
AUGACUAAAGGCAACGGAGAAGAUCCAAAAACUGGAAGUAGGAUGGAACGCAUUCAACAAGGAGUCCGGAAACGUACACUGUUGGCGAAAAAAAAAGUGCAGAGCAUUACAAAGGAUGAUGUUAAAAGUUAUUUAUUGAGGAAUGCCUUUGUGCUCUUCACCGUUGUUGCUGUGAUUCUUGGUGUAAUCAUUGGAUUUUCUCUCCGAUCAUAUAAGAUGAGCUAUCGGGAAGUCAAAUACUUUUCAUUUCCAGGAGAACUACUCAUGAGAAUGCUGCAAAUGCUGGUCCUGCCACUAAUUGUAUCCAGUUUAGUCACAGGAAUUGCUGCCCUGGAUAGUAAAGCAUCAGGGAAGAUGGGAGUCCGAGCAGUAGUCUACUACAUGAGUACUACGAUCAUUGCUGUGCUGAUUGGUAUAAUCAUUGUGGUCAUCAUCCACCCUGGGAAAGGUACUAAGGAAAACAUGCACAGAGAAGGCAAAAUUGUGCAAGUGACAGCAGCAGAUGCCUUUCUUGAUCUAAUCAGAAAUAUGUUCCCUCCAAAUCUGGUGGAAGCUUGCUUUAAACAGUUCAAAACUAACUAUGAAAAGAGAAUGUUUAAAGUAGAUAUUCCAUCCAAUGACACAUCCACAGUGGCUGCUAUAAUAAGCAAUGUGUCAGAAGCAAUGGAAACCCUCACUCGAAUGAAAGAGGAAAUAGUUCCUGUUCCAGGUUCUGUAAAUGGAGUGAAUGCCCUUGGCCUGGUGGUUUUCUCAAUAAGCUUUGGACUGGUGAUUGGAAGCAUGAAGGAACAAGGUCAGGCAUUAAAAGACUUCUUUGAUAGCCUUAAUGAGGCUAUCAUGAGAUUGGUAGCUCUAAUCAUGUGGUAUGCUCCACUUGGAAUUCUCUUCCUGAUUGCUGGAAAAAUUGUUGAGAUGGAAGAUAUGGGUGUGAUCGGUGGUCAGCUUGCCAUGUAUACUGUAACAGUUAUCAUCGGUUUGCUAAUUCAUGCUGUCAUUGUCCUACCUCUUCUCUACUUCCUGAUCACUCGUAAGAACCCUUGGGUAUUUAUUGGAGGCUUAAUCCAGGCAUUAGUCACUGCUUUGGGAACAUCUUCCAGUUCUGCAACACUACCUGUUACAUUUAAGUGUCUAGAAGAAAUAAAUGGAGUAGACAAACGAGUUACAAGAUUUGUACUCCCAGUUGGUGCUACAAUUAAUAUGGAUGGAACUGCUUUAUACGAGGCUUUGGCUGCAAUUUUCAUUGCACAGGUUAACAACUUUGAACUGAACUUUGGACAGAUUAUCACAAUCAGCAUCACAGCUACAGCUGCCAGCAUUGGGGCUGCAGGCAUUCCUCAAGCUGGACUUGUCACCAUGGUCAUUGUGCUUACAUCAGUAGGUUUGCCUACAGAUGACAUCACUCUUAUCAUCGCAGUGGACUGGUUCUUGGAUCGCCUCCGUACCACUACCAACGUCUUGGGAGACUCCAUUGGAGCAGGAAUUGUUGAACAUUUAUCACGACAUGAGCUGAAGAACAGGGAUGCUGAAAUGGGUAAUUCUGUGAUAGAGGAGAAUGAAAUGAAGAAACCAUACCAACUGAUCUCACAAGAAAAUGAGAGUGAGAAACCAUUAGACAGUGAAACCAAGAUGUAGGGUAAAGAAAGCAUGAGUCCAGUACUGCAGGUGUGGAAAAUACUUUUUCCAGCCAUUUAUAUCUCGAGUUCACGAAGUUCACUUAUUCUUUGUUUUCUCCCUUUAUGCUAGCACUGGAAAGAAUUAAUGAAAAUACAUUCCAAAUCAGCAGUGAUCAUGGUAUAUGUUGGGUUCCCACUUAAAAAAAAAUCAACAGGCAACAACACUGGUCCUGCUAGACAAGUGCUAACUGAGGAUAAGAAAAGAGAGAUUGUUAGUUAAACAAAAACAAAAAUCAGAGUAGAUGUUACUCAGUCCCAUGAACCUUUUUUUUUUAAUGAACUGGAACAAAAAAACAGAUCACAGAGCCUGAAAAUGCUUAUAUUUUUUUAAAUACCUGUUUCUAACAUCUAUAAACAGGCAAUCAACACUUCUAACUUGG